GGUCAAAGAUGGUGGAUAAAUAAAGAUGUCCCACUCAGGCCGUUGAUCAUUGAAAUAAAAUGUUCAGUUCCGGUCUGCUUAACGUGGUGGCUUUCCAAUGCAUUAGCAGUUUGGUCUGGUCUGUUUGGUUCAUUGACUCUAGAUGAACCAGAACAAUUAGGGAGUGGGAUGUCUCGCUUCCUCUUCCGUCUCUUUCAGAUGACAACAAUCAGAAAUAAGGUAGCUAGCAAAGCUAUUUUCAAAACUUUGCUAGCUUGCUUUUUUUUUUUCCGUGAGCAUUUAUACGAGAAACACAACUUUUUCCUCUCGUGGUUGUCUUCAUAAUCAAGAUAGCUACAUUUGGUGGGUGACAAUCUUACAAAGUAGCAAGGUAACGUUAGCUUAAAGACACGCUAGGCUAUCUUGCUACAACUAUGCAAGCGUAUAAAGGUUACCAACGACGGCGUAAAAAUAUAGCUAGCUCGGUUGUAACCAAAAGUUACACUGCAUGCUAGCAGGAUGUCCAUUUGACCGUAAUAAUGAUGAAUGUAAGGUAAUGGGAAGGUGUUGACCUUAGCAAGGACACACUAGUCAACAAGAUGAAGAACAAAUCUGCGAAAAAACAACACAAAAUCAGGUCUAAACACCAUCGAGACCCCAUCAAAACGGAGUGUGAAACACAGUCAGAACCAGACAUUAGCCAAGCUCCCUCUCCUAACACUAAAGGGGUAACUUCCAACUCCAUCCAAAUUAAAGAGGAACCAGCAGACUUUGAAGUACAGAGUCAUUGCUUGGAUUCUAGAGCACUCCACAAGGAUUCUGGAACCGUCAUAACCAAGACUGAAACAGAUUCCGUUUACAUUAGCCAAGGAACAGUAGAGGUAAAAGCGGAGUAUGAUUCUGAUACUGAAAUACAUAAGGUGGUGGUUAAGAGAGAAACUCAAGUGUGUUUCAUGAAGGAGGAGAAUGUGGGUGAAGAAAACACAGAUGAGGACACCGAAGACGGGAGGGAUACAGACAGCAACAGAGUCUCUUCUCCUCAGUUCUUUCCUUGCACAUACUGCACCAUCUCCUUCACCGACCAUUCCUUCCUGGAGAAGCACAUCAAGUGGAACCACCAGAAGGAGUAUCUGGCCAUGUUGAGAAGCAGUUUUUCAAAGAGCAGUGGAACAGAGACGGUCCCAACACACAGCUGCCUUCACUGUAGCCUCAUGUUCCAAACCCCACGGCUGCUUAGCAUCCACACCCUCCAGAUCCACCCUUCAGCCACUCCCCGGAAACCUGCCCGUCCCCACAGGGUUUCGGUGAAACUCUACACCUGCCCACAGUGUGCCCGCAGAUUCAGGUACCUGGGCAGUCUGCAAAACCACUGUGAGCUUUCACACAAAAUGGCUGUUGUCAGCACCAAUGGACACCUCAGUUGUGCCGAUUGUGGGAAGAGCUUCAAGAAUUGUUGGGGACUGGGACCUCACCAGUGUCACGAACCAGAGGGCACUGAACCUCAGGACAUUAAGCCUGUGGUUUGUCUGGAUGUCGGCUUCCAUUGCUCAGAGUGUGGCAAGAUCCUCUGUAGUCCUCAGAGCCUGAACAUUCACAUGCGCAUUCACACCGGAGAGAAGCCUUAUGCCUGCAAGGAGUGUGGCAAAAGAUUUUCUGAGAGCGGCAGUUUACGCAAACACCUGCUGAUACACUCUGGAGUCAAGGCAUUCAAAUGCCAGGAAUGCGGGAAGGAUUUUGCCCGUAUGAAGGGUCUCAGGAGUCACAUGACCACUCAUUCUGGCAAAAAGCAGUACUCCUGCUCCCACUGUGACCGGCAGUUUGGAUACAAGUCUAGUCUGACCAUUCACCUACGCUCUCACACGGGGGAGAAACCCUUUCACUGCACAGAGUGUGGUAAAGACUUCUCUAUCAAGAGAAACCUGAGGCUUCACCUAAAGAUCCACAACAAUGAGAAAGGCCACCAGUGUGGGGAGUGUGGCCUGAAGGUGAUAGACAUUGGGGCGUUGAAGACACACAUGCGCUCACACACCGGCGAGAGGCCUUACCACUGCACAGUGUGCAGCAAGCAGUUCAUUCGACUGGAACAUCUGAAGAACCACCAGCGCACUCACACAGGUGAGAGACCAUACGUCUGUUCGGAGUGCAGCAAGAGCUUUGCUCAGUCUGGAGAUCUCACUAAACACAUACGCACCCACACUGGAGAGAAGCCGUAUGAAUGUUCUGUCUGCCACGGCUGUUAUACCUCUUCAGGGGAUCUGGGCAAACACAUGAGGAUCCACAAUGGCUCACGGCCCUUUCCCUGCCAGCAGUGUGACAAGAGUUUCCGCUUGGUCGGCCACCUUAAAACUCACAUGAGGACCCACACCGGUGAGAGACCGUACUCCUGCCCCCGCUGCCUCCGGACCUUCGCUCGCACCCACCACCUCUCUGUUCACCUGGCUCAGUGUCGCUGAUUGAUGAUAAUGAUUUGCCUGGUUGUGUUGCGCCUUUCUCAAACUCAUUGCAUUAUGCUUUAUGGGGGUAACUCACCCUUUCCACUACUCCCAAUGUGUAGCCCUUACCUGGGGGAUCAGCCAUAUUUCACCAGAACACUGAGGUGGUGGGGGAGGGGGGUAUUUGGCUGACUAUUACAGUGGACAAACAAGCUGUAGGAAGCAUCAAUUCGAAGGUCUAAGAGCUCCAGACAUUGACACUCCACUAGAUACAGCUAGAUGUUGGGUAGAGUUUUUAGUUGGCAUGCAGUUUCAGAUUUGUUUUCUGGACAUUUAAGGGAUAGUUUACUACAAAAUACAAAUGUGUAUACUUUCCCAAUUACCAUGGCGUUAGGUGUAGAUGAUUCAUCAAAACGUCAAGAUGUGAUUAUAGCGCAAUAAAGUAAGGUAGACGUCUAUCAUGUCAGUUACUAUUUUGAGUGAAUUAUCUCUGUUUUGUGCUAUAUCUAAAAGUCUUGACACUAUUUUACUGAAUGUAUGAUGACAAUUUCUUUCUUAUGAAGGUGAGCAGAUUGGGUCUCUGCAGUACAUACAAGAAACAAAUACUCUUUAUACAGCCUAUGUACUGAACCUAUAACCUACUUUAACUGAUAUUGUUGUCUUGGUGUGUGUGAUAAAUAGUAGUGUUAUCUUGGUGUCUGAUAAAUAGUGUUAUAACUGAUUAAUUACAUUGUAUUUAUUCUAAAAGAUUAGGCAACUGUUAUUAUAAGAAUGUGUCAAUGACUUGAUAUUUACUAAGUCAUUACAUUGACUAAUAAAUAUGAACAACGUUAAGGCUGUUUAACCAAACCUUGCACAAUGCAAUAAAUUAUUUCAAAAAAUU
Oncorhynchus mykiss (rainbow trout) is the source of this 3294-nucleotide messenger RNA. RefSeq lists its product as uncharacterized. NCBI's taxonomy places the organism in Eukaryota, Metazoa, Chordata, Actinopteri, Salmoniformes, Salmonidae. The record is from RefSeq and is a predicted model, not a curated record. Gene Ontology annotation, biological process: regulation of transcription by RNA polymerase II. Gene Ontology annotation, cellular component: nucleus. Gene Ontology annotation, molecular function: DNA-binding transcription activator activity, RNA polymerase II-specific; RNA polymerase II cis-regulatory region sequence-specific DNA binding.